UUAUUCAACAAAUAUGCGGAGUUGUUGAAGUCCCUUGAACAACAGUGACUUCAUUUUCUGAAGGGAUAAGUUUGUGGACCUACUUAUCCCCUUUUUUUAAAUUGAAAACUUGGACGGCCCUUGUGGCUCAUUUUUCUCAGAAAAAGAAGUAUGAAUGACCAAAUACAGAAAAAGUGUAAGCGUGCCGCAUGUCAAAAAGAAGAAAUGUGUGAUUUCCAGCAAUCUCUAUUUUGCUAUUUAAAAAAGAUAAAGAUUACAACGUUACCAAUAUAAACAAAUUACUACGAGUACAACUCAUUCUUGAUAGAAAGAGAUAUGCAGAACUUCAGAUCAGCAUCAUCUAUUUUGAGGCGUUUUAUGCAGAAUUCACGAUUUGUUUCUAAAUCCAGAAGCUUUUGUGGUGUCUCUACCAAUGCCCUUAUUGAUGAACCCGAAAGCACCGUUGUAGUGGAGGGGAAAGCCUAUUCAAGAACAGCAAUUCUCAAUAGACCCCAUGUCCUAAAUGCCAUCAAUUGUUCGACUGUGGCGAGGUUGAUGAAGCUGUACAAGAAUUGGGAAGAUGAUCCUGAUAUUGGUUUUGUGGUAUUGAAGGGAGGUGACAGGGCAUUUUCUGCUGGUGGUGACGUUGUCACUCUUUAUAAUUUGCUAAAACAAGGGAACUUUCAAGGCUGUAAAGAAUUCUGUUGGACAAUAUAUAGCUUUGUAUAUGUUGUUGGCACAUACUUGAAGCCACAUGUUGCUCUUUUGAAUGGAAUUACCAUGGGUGGUGGGGCUGGCAUCUCAAUUCCUGGAACUUUCCGUGUCGCAACUGAGAAAACUAUGUUUGCCACACCAGAAACAUUGAUUGGAUACCAUCCUGAUGCCGGGGCAUCAUUUUACCUUUCUCGCCUCCCUGGUUACUUGGGAGAGUACCUGGCCCUAACUGGAGAUAAGAUGAGUGGAGCUGAAAUGGUUUCCUGUGGGCUUGCUACACACUACUCACACAGUGCAAAACUCCCGUUGAUUGAGGAACAACUUGGAAAGUUGAUUACUGAUGAUCCCUCGGUGAUUGAAAGAUCUCUUGAAAAUUGUGGAGAUAUUGCCCAUCCAGAUCCGGCGAGUGUACUUCACAGGAUUGGAAUUCUUGAUAGAUGUUUCAGCCAUGACACAGUCGAAGAAAUUAUUGAUGCUUUGGAGAGCGAGGCAGCCAAGAAGCAAGAUGCAUGGUGUGUUGCAACAUUGAGAAAACUACAAGAAACAUCCCCAUUGAGCUUGAAGGUUUCACUGAGAUCUAUACGCCAAGGUAGACAUCAGACUCUGGACCAGUGCUUAAGGCGUGAGUAUCGGAUGUCACUGCAAGCUUUAUCUGGACAAAUAAGUAACGACUUCUGUGAGGGGGUUCGCUCGCGGCUUGUGGAUAGAGAUCUUGCACCUAAGUGGGAUCCUCCAAGCUUGGAGAAAGUAACCGAUGACAUGGUCGAUCAGUACUUUUCUCGGCUAACAGCAUCCGAGUCUGAACUGGAGCUACCUACACAGCAGCGAGAAGCAUUUACAUAAUAGGAGAACAUAGACAAAGGAGAAAGAAAAUAUGUGAAUAUCAUUUAUCUUUCUUUACAGAACAAAACACUGAGCAAUUCAGUCCUGAUAUAGUUACAUUUGCAAAUCUGGUCUUUCCUAUAUUGAAAAUAACCAAGUAUAUGCCUUGCAAAUCACACUUCAUAUACGGAGCAUAAGAGUGGACAGUUUGGGAAGUCAAAUUGAUGACGAACAUUUCAUCUCAAUGAAAGAAAAAAGAACAACUAACGCUGUUGGUCAUACUUUGCUACGGGGAGUUGAAUGAUGUGAUUGCUUACCCUUUUCGUCGUCGUCUUCUUUUUUCAGAAGAUCCUUGGAGGAAUUUAUCUGAUAUAUGCUCAGUGUUAUUGAAUAUCUAAAUUUUACUUUUAACAAAUUAAGUUGACUGAUUCAA
Messenger RNA from Capsicum annuum, 1948 nucleotides. Its product is annotated as 3-hydroxyisobutyryl-CoA hydrolase-like protein 1, mitochondrial. The record is from RefSeq and is a predicted model, not a curated record. Gene Ontology annotation, molecular function: 3-hydroxyisobutyryl-CoA hydrolase activity. Lineage: Eukaryota; Viridiplantae; Streptophyta; Magnoliopsida; Solanales; Solanaceae. The coding region runs from base 316 to 1536 and encodes 406 amino acids. Gene Ontology annotation, biological process: L-valine catabolic process. The transcript is spliced from 14 exons.